Messenger RNA from Budorcas taxicolor (takin), 771 nucleotides. RefSeq names its product splicing factor 3b subunit 6 (gene SF3B6). The transcript has 4 exons. NCBI's taxonomy places the organism in Eukaryota, Metazoa, Chordata, Mammalia, Artiodactyla, Bovidae. The coding region runs from base 230 to 607 and encodes 125 amino acids. Gene Ontology annotation, molecular function: mRNA binding. Gene Ontology annotation, cellular component: nucleus; ribonucleoprotein complex; cytoplasm. The record is from RefSeq and is a predicted model, not a curated record.
GUUAAGUACCUCAGACCCAUUUUGCCCUGGAGUCUUAUUUGUAAGAGUAGCUACGUCAGCACGUUUCGGCGUGAGACGGUGAUAUUCCGGCGAGUUAGAACAGCUUCCGGCGGAGUCUGGAUGUUGAUGUCCUGCAUCUGAUGCGUUGUUGCGCUCGAAAGUGAGCGAGCUCCGGAGGAGUGCGGAGGAAUUCAAGUGUUUGGUGCGGUAACUUCAUCAGCCCGCCAAGAUGGCGAUGCAAGCGGCCAAGAGGGCGAACAUUCGACUUCCACCAGAAGUAAAUCGGAUUUUGUAUAUAAGAAAUUUGCCUUACAAAAUCACAGCUGAAGAAAUGUAUGAUAUAUUUGGGAAAUAUGGACCUAUUCGUCAAAUCAGAGUGGGGAACACACCUGAAACUAGAGGAACAGCUUAUGUGGUCUAUGAAGACAUCUUUGAUGCCAAGAAUGCAUGUGAUCACCUGUCAGGAUUCAAUGUUUGUAACAGAUACCUUGUGGUUUUGUACUAUAAUGCCAACAGGGCAUUUCAGAAGAUGGACACAAAGAAGAAGGAAGAACAGUUGAAGCUUCUUAAGGAGAAAUAUGGCAUCAACACAGAUCCACCAAAGUAAAUGUUUUCUGCAUUUUCACUUUGGACUAAAACCCAUGAAUGACCACCACUAUUUUUUUUUUCUUUAAAUGCUGAAUAUUGUGAUUUCUUAUUUGAGAUUGAAAAAGACCCACUUGAAACUGAUAUAUGUUAGAAUACAUUAUGUUAAUAAACUUGUAGCUUUGG